AUGACCGCCAAAGUGAUCGUUGUGCUGCUGGUAAUGGUGGCCUUUGCCAUGGCCACUACUGCCUCCGCCUUACCAAUAUGGCAAAGUGUACGCCACAAAGGCAGAGGAAAACCACCGCAUGACGGUGUUCGCGCAGAAUAUGCGCACGAUGCAGUCUCUGCAAGCAGUGAACCCCAUGCCCGCUUUGCCCCUAAUAAGUUCACCGAUCUCACCCCGGAAGAGUUCCAGGCCCAGUACGCGAACGGCGCCUCCUUCUUUGCCAACGACGCGAACAAGCCAACGCCCACGGCUGAGGCUGUCGUCCGCACAGCCGCCCCGGCAUCCUACGACUGGCGGGACAACGCCGUGACCGCAGUGAAGGAUCAGGGCAGCUGCGGCUCCUGCUGGGCCUUCUCCGCCAUCGGUGCCAUCGAGGGCAUCAACGCCGUUGCCGGUAACGGGCUUGUUACUCUCUCUGAGCAGCAGUUGGUUAGCUGCGACACGGUUGAUGCGGCCUGCAACGGUGGCCUCAUGGCCCAGGCCUACGAUUGGCUUCUCCAGAACACCGGGGGACAAGUGUACACGGAGGACAGCUACCCGUACGCCUCUGGCGGUGGCCAGGUUGAGGCAUGCAAGACCGCGCCGGGGGAGGUUGGCGCUACCAUCACCGGUUACGUGGAUCUCUCCGGCAACGAGGCAAACAUUGCCGCUUGGCUCGCUGAGAACGGUCCCGUGGCCAUCGCGGUGGACGCCACCACAUGGCAAAUUUACUCCGGUGGUGUGCUUUCCUCCUGCUUCGGCUAUCAGCUGAAUCACGGCGUCCUUGCCGUUGGCUACAACGAUUCUGCCACUCCCCCGUACUGGAUCGUAAAGAACUCCUGGGGCCCCACCUGGGGCGAGGAAGGCUACAUCCACCUGAAAAAGGGCGCCAACGUGUGUAUGAUGUCCGACUACGCUGUUUCCGUCACAGUCGGCGACAGUCCCACGACCUCUCGACACCCCACUUCCACCCCCACUCCCGGAGAGAUGAAAUUUGUGCAGCGCUCCUGCUUCAACUCGAAGUGCACCCUCCUUUGCUCCAGCGUCACCCAGCCCGUCGGCAGUUGCAUCAUUGGCAAGGGCAGAGGUUCGACCAUCUUUGAAUGCACCGCAAACGAAAUUGUGGAGAAGUCAUACAGUUCCGGUGACUGCACUGGUACUGCCUCGACUGCCACCAUGCCGCUGCGCACUUGCCUUCAGAGCUACCUCGGAUACUAUGAAAACAUCUGUCAGUAA
Molecule: messenger RNA, 1254 nt
Organism: Bactrocera neohumeralis
Lineage: Eukaryota; Metazoa; Arthropoda; Insecta; Diptera; Tephritidae
Product: cruzipain-like
Cellular component (GO): lysosome
Molecular function (GO): cysteine-type endopeptidase activity
Source: RefSeq, a predicted model, not a curated record